Molecule: messenger RNA, 3467 nt
Organism: Gadus morhua (Atlantic cod)
Lineage: Eukaryota; Metazoa; Chordata; Actinopteri; Gadiformes; Gadidae
Gene: akap10
Product: A kinase (PRKA) anchor protein 10
Exons: 15
Coding region: 194-2110 (638 amino acids)
Biological process (GO): intracellular protein localization
Cellular component (GO): plasma membrane; mitochondrion
Molecular function (GO): protein kinase A binding
Source: RefSeq, a predicted model, not a curated record
GUGAGACGUUUAUUGACAACAUGGCGACUGAACUGGUUACCCACUGGAGAAAAUCCUGAUUUGACAGUCCAUAAUCACCUGCAAACAAACUAUUUGCUUUGCAAGUAAACAACAGGUGGAUUUGAAUGAAGGGACUCGCAAAUUCACGGAAUGGUGUCUCUGAGCUGAGGAUACAUAGAGUGGGAAAAUCGUCAUGUCGUUUUUCAAGAGGAAAGCCAAAAGCAAAGAACCUGAGAGACCAGCAGAUGCUAAAGUCAAUAGAGUCCCUGCUCCUCCAGCCAGCCCCCACUCUCCAUCGCUAGGGGGCCUGAGGAACCAGCACGCCAUCCAGGAGGCCGCAGGUCCCAGCCAUGUGGCCAUCAACGCCAUCUCCGCCAACAUGGACUCUUUCGCCCGCGGACGCACCGCUAUCCUCAAGAAGCAGCCCAGCCACAUGGAGGCGGCCCACUUCGGGGACCUCGGACGCUCCAGCGUCAACUACAUGUCCCAGGAGACGCGCUCGCGGCUGUCCAAGACGCUGGAGCAGAUCGUGCGUGACGGCGUGGCCGUGCCCUACUACGUCCAGUUCCUGGAGGCGCGCGGCGCCGACCACCUGGCGCGCUUCUGGCUGGAGGCGGAGCGCUUCCGCUCCAGCAGCUGGUCCCGGGUGCGAGCCCACAGCCUGAACUCGGUCAAGCACAGCUCCCUGGCCGAGCCCGUCCCGUCCUCCCCCGAGGGGGGCGACAUGGCGCCGGUGGCCCCGGGGACGCCCACCGCCACCGCCAACGCCACCGCCGGGCUGGGUGUGUGGGACGUCCCCCAUGUCCUACAACGGGAGACCCUCGGCGGGGAGGGGGACGAGAGGCCCGGGACCCCCAGAACCCCUGGGACCCCCUUGACCCCGGGAACCCCUGGGACCCCGGGUACCCCCGGUACCCCCGGCCGACUGACCCCCACGUCCAGGGCGGGCACGCCCCUCAAGCUGCCGUCGACCAGCGCCCUGAGAGACCUCUCGGACAACCUGAUCAAGAGUAUAGAGAGCGACGCGGUCACCAUCUUCACAAAGUACAUCUCUCCAGACGCGGCCAGGCCCAUCCCCAUCACGGAGCAGAUCAGAAACGACAUCGUUGCUAAGAUAUGUGGGGAGGAUGGGCUGGUGGAUCCAAACUGCUUCGUCAUUGCACAGUCGGUCGUGUUUCUCCUCCUAGAACAACAGCACUUUACUGAGUUCCUGCGGAGCCAUCAUUUCUGUAAAUACCAGAUCGAGGUGCUGACCAGCGGCUCUGUGUAUCUGGCGGACAUCUUGUUCAGCGAGUCGGCUCUCUUCUAUUUCUCCGAGUACAUGGAGAAGGAGGAUGCCGUGAACGUGCUUCAGUUCUGGCUGGCGGCCGACAACUUCCAGGACCAGCUGGCGGCCAAGAAGGGGCAGUAUGACGGACAAGAGGCCCAGAACGACGCCAUGAUCCUUUAUGACAAGUAUUUCUCACUCCAGGCCACCAACCCUCUGGGCUUCGGGGACUCUGUGCGCAUGGAGAUAGAGUCCAACAUCUGCAGGGAGGGAGGGCCCCUCCCCGACUGCUUCACCACUCCACUCAGACAGGCCUGGACCACCAUGGAGACGGUCUACAUGCCUGGCUUCCUGUCCAGCAACCUUUACUACAAAUACCUGAGCGACCUCAUCAACUCGGUGCGGGCCGACGAGUUCGUGAACACCAGCACUCCGGCGGGUCAGGGGGCCGCCUCGGACGGGGACCGAGGGACCUCCAGCGAGGGCUCCCAAGCUCAGCUCGGUACCAGAAAAGCAGCGGUGAGGAUCCUGAAGAACUUUGACGAGGCCAUCACCGUGGACGCCUCCAGCCUGGACCCGGAGGUGCUGUACCAGCGGCCCUACGCUGGGAAGAUGACGUUUGGGAAAGUCAACGAGCUGGGGCAGUUUAUCAGGGAGGCUGAGCCAGAGCCAGACGUGAAGAAAUCCAAAGGCUCCAUGUUUUCUCUAGCUAUGAAAAAGUGGGUCCAGGGCAACUCUGAUGAGGCCCAGGAGGAGAUGGCCUGGAAAAUUGCCAAGAUGAUCGUCAACGACGUCAUCCAUCAGUCCAACCAUGACAGCCCCGGCAAGUCCACGAAGUUAUGACCCCGCUGGGGACCCCCAAAGGCCCUCCUCCCCCCGGUGGAGGCCCCCGGCACCACGCUGACCCGGUGCCCGCCUCCGUGCUGCCUGCCGGGCUCUCCACCCCCUGCGAACCCACGGCAUUACUCCGGAGGAAAGAACAAGGCUUUUACCUUUUUAGCAGGCUCGAGUCAGCCGACCCCCUGGUACGCUUGUGGUCCCCCUAUGUGCUUAUCACAGGUAGGCGUGGUGUGAAUGUGUGCGUGUAACGUGUGAGUGUGGGGGGGAAGUGGUCAGCCGUCGCGCCAUCGCGGACAAAGAACCGAAAAAAGACUUGAAGUAUUCCGCUGCUGUACACUACCGGCCCUCGACGGUGCAGCGGCGCUGGACCCGACCGGACCGGACCAUAGCGGGGCCACAGAUCUUGCCCGAGUGGCGACGUCUUAAGACUUUUCCAAAACAUUCUCGCUCCUGGGUCGACGAGAGCCGACGAGUGUCUCGGCAAAAGGUUUCGUCCAUGCUGUCGCGGCAACGACAAAUCUCAAUCCCGGGACGUCUGGAAGAGACGAUAAAAAAAACGGAGACUUCUCCAGCGACUCACUCCGUUUCUUUCCCCCAGAAUCCCAAGCUUUUAAUCAUUUCCAAGAUUUUAGACCGCGCCCCUUGAUCAGAGGAGUCCGUUGAAAGUAAAUCACUGCUAUGGCGGAGUGUGUAGAGAUGUGUACAGAUUAGGGCAGGUGCUACAACGCAUUCCCUCAAACUUCCCGCCUGGGGAUACUGCUAGGGGGUCGACGCGAGCCGUCUGGCCCGCACCCAGAGCUCCCUACCUGUACUUGUACUGUAUAGAAUUAACCAGAGAUGUUGAACAGUAUACAACCCAACGUUUUCCCUUUCCUGGUUGCAGGGUUAAUGGGGAGGGGGGGGGGUUCAUCAAACACCUGUAGCACACCUCUUGCAAACAUUGUCGAUACUUUACAGAGUGUCUCGAAGUGAAAUGACUCCCGUAUGAACUGAUACUCCACAUGCUACGACCUAAACGCUCUCUAUAUGUGUGUAGAAUUCUGGUUUAUCUUCUAUAUUACCGUUAGUUCAUUCGUUUUUUUUCAGUUUCUGUUCUGUUUGUUUUUUAAUGGUGAUUGUCGUCUUUUUGUAUCAUUGCAUUCUCUGCGAAGAUUUUUUUGAUGAAGACUGUUCUACUGGAAAGUGCACACAUAGUGAAUAUAGCAAUUUGUAUUUUAUUUUCAGCCUUACCCAGAUGUGGAAAUGAACCAGAAAAGACUUUUGGUACUAUGUACCACUAAAGUUUUCUGCUAUGUAUGUGUACCUAAUCUAUAAUAUAUUUAAGAUGUGUUUGAUUUAAAUACAUAUAUUAUGAAAUGUA